Messenger RNA from Xyrauchen texanus (razorback sucker), 3068 nucleotides. Its product is annotated as hyaluronan and proteoglycan link protein 1-like. The record is from RefSeq and is a predicted model, not a curated record. Gene Ontology annotation, biological process: cell adhesion. Bases 196 to 1269 code for a protein of 357 amino acids. NCBI's taxonomy places the organism in Eukaryota, Metazoa, Chordata, Actinopteri, Cypriniformes, Catostomidae. The transcript is spliced from 5 exons. Gene Ontology annotation, molecular function: hyaluronic acid binding.
GCACCUCUCCGCUCUAUCGCUCAGCGCGCUGUUUGUGUUAUUUUCUCCCUGAGGGUUCUGCCUUAUUUGUGACGUGUGUGAAGAGCAGCGAGCAGUUCAGAUGCACGAGCUCAUCAGAGAUCAUUCAGCGGGACGCAGAGCUCUGCUUCACAAGUGAAGUGACCCCCCCCAACCCCCCUGGUGCUAUAAAUCAAGAUGAAGGUGAUCUGUCUGCUUCCCAUUUGCAUUUUGAUCUUCUUUUCUGUGAGCCGAGCAGACAACUUUGAGGAGGCGUACAGCGACCUGGAACACUAUAGGACCAUAUACAUCUCAGAAAAUGGACCCCGAUUAUCCGUUGAUGCAGCACAACCAAAAGUGGUCUCUCAACGUGGAGGCAAUGCCACACUGCCAUGCAAGUUCAAAUGGGAUCCCUCAUCUGUCCAAAAUCCCAAAUUGAGGAUUAAAUGGACUAAACUGACUUCAGACUAUCUUAAGGAAAUUGAUGUGUUCGUAGCAAUGGGCUUCCACAAAAAGAGCUAUGGUCGCUUCCAUGGCCGCGUGUACUUGCAGGCUGCCAGCGAGAACGAUGCCUCGCUGGUCAUCACUGAGAUCACACUGGAGGAUUAUGGGAAAUACAAGUGUGAGGUCAUCGAUGGCUUGGAGGACGACACAGCAGUUGUGUCCCUUGACCUGCAAGGCAUUGUCUUUCCAUAUUUCCCUCGACUGGGCCGCUACAACCUGAACUUCCAUGACGCUGAGAAAGCUUGUAGAGAUCAGGAUGCCAUUGUGGCAUCUUUCGAGCAGCUCUACGAUGCCUGGAGAAAUGGGCUGGACUGGUGCAAUGCAGGGUGGCUCAGUGACGGAUCAGUUCAGUACCCAAUCACCAAACCCAGAGAGCCAUGUGGAGGCAAAAACACCAUCCCUGGUGUGAGGAAUUAUGGGAUGCGUGACAAGCAAAAAGAAAGAUAUGAUGUCUUCUGUUUCACCUCUAACUACAAAGGACGUUUCUACUACUUGAUACACCCUUCCAAGCUCACGUAUGAUGAGGCAGUACAAGCAUGUCAUAAGGACGGUGCUCAGAUUGCUAAAGUCGGCCAGAUGUACGCCGCGUGGAAGCUACUAGGCUACGACCGCUGCGAUGCGGGCUGGCUGGCAGAUGGCAGCGUGCGCUAUCCGAUCUCACAGCCACGCCGGCGCUGCAGUCCCACGGAGGCUGCGGUACGCUUCUCCGGAUUUCCCGACAAGAAGCACAAACUCUACGGAGUCUACUGCUACAAGAGCGAAAACUGAGACGGUGUACCAACCAUAAAACUCAUGAACUGAAGCAUAAUAAUGAAAGGAGUUAGUUCAAGUGCAUUAAAACUGUGACAAAGUCUCUAGAUACUGUAAUAUGGAAUGAUUUGAAGAUACAGUAUGUGAUUCGUGUUUGUUUGAAGCAAAGGUUUUGUAGGAUUAGGGACCUCAGUUGCCCUCUUCCCUCAAAAUCAAGAGUUCACCAAAAGACGCCAACAGGACAUGAGUAGUAUUCCUAGGAUGCCACAGAAAAUAAAUGUGUUCCAGCAGUGCUGUAAGAAGAGAUAUUUGGCAAGAUAUUGCAGUAGAGAUUCACACUGUGCUUUUCCAUUAAGCAUGCGGUAGCUUGAGGGAUGUGCUAGAAUUGAAUGACAGUAAAGCUUAAACACACUGAAAUGAUACUUCUGGGCACUUCGUUUAUCAUUCAAGAACAUCAUAUCCCAUAUAAAAACAUGGUGGAAAAUACAUUUUCUGUUGGAAUACAAAUCCAAUGGAAGUGCUAAACACCACACAGUCAUGGCACAAUGAAUACAAUGAAUACCCUUUUUCCAUCCUUACAGGGGUGCUAUAAAUAGAUUAUUUUCUACCUAUAAAAACAUACCUUUUUUAAUUUAGUUUGAAAACAUUUUAUGUGUGGACCAAACCGUGUUGAGUCUUACAUAAAUCACAUUGUUAAGAGACAACAACAUUGUUUUAUGUUCUUUUUAAACUUUUGAAAUAUAAAAGUAGAGUGUUUGUAAAUGUAUCUGUUAAUUAUAUUUUCUUGAAAAUAUCUGUUUAUAAAAUGUCUCCCUUAUGACUCAAUGUAAGAACAGUGCACUCUAUCUGCAUACAUGUGAAGAGCUGUACUGUAUUGACCUCAUCACUGUCAAAUGAUCUUUGUUGCCAGAAAGAUGGAAGAAAAAUGUGGUUCAUACCACUGACAUAAUAACAGUUUGUCAAUUUUAAAAGUAAAUCUUUUUUUUUUUCUAGUGCUUGUUUUUCUUAUAUAUUUGUGUUCAAUUAUAUUAUAGACCAGAUGUGAUCAAUUCAUGAAACCUUAAAAAAAAUGUCCUUUUCUUAAGAAGAGGUGUCAAAUGUUAAUACAAAUUAGUUUGCUAGCGGAAUUCAAAUGAAAAGAAAGCACAUGGCCCAGUUUCUAGGUCACAAGAGUAGUUUUAGUCUAUGCAUGUUCAUGUUUACAGAUAUCAAGACUGAAGUGGUCUACAAGACAGCAGUGCUAAUCAUAUUGUGUUACGUAGUUAAUUAAAAACAGCACAAUGUGAAUUAUUUUAUUAUAUUGUAGGAAAAAUAGACUUACUCAAAGAACAGCCAGAAUUGCACAACAAAGUGUGUAGUUGCAUGCUGCAUUCAGAUUUAACUUGUCUAUGAAGCUGUAACCCUAAAUAAUAAUAAAAACAUAAAAACGUGAUAAUUCAUGGCAUUUGGAAACAAACAAUUAAAGCCAGACUGCCAAACUAAGAAGAAAAAAAAAACAAGUUAGCGAUGUAUUUAUUUUUUUCAGAUCAAACAAACAAACAAAAAAACUGACUGUUCUAAAUACUGGAGGUGUUUUAAAAUCCUUGCAUUUAUUCACACUCAUUUCAUUAUUCGUUUUGCUUUAACUCUUCAUGUGCCUUGUAAACAAGAUCUCAGAAUCAAUUUUAGAACUGGAUGCUUAGUCCUGUCAUGCCUUUAUAGACAACUUUAACAUUUUCCACCCUUGUUUUUUUUUUUUUUUUUGUACAUAUACAGUUAAAGGGAUUUGACCUUAUCAAUGUGGAAAAUUAUUUGAACCAAAAAAGUUAAAUAAAUUU